UUGGUGACUGCGGACCGGAAGCUGCGCUGUUAGCCUGUUAGCUUCACAGCUCAGAGGAGGAAGGAGCUGCGGAACUUCUGUCUCUUCUCAUAUUUCAUCAUUAAUGUCCCUCCAGCCUGCGGGGAGCGGAGAUGUGACGGCAGGAAGACCCAGCACCUGAACGGCCAGCCUGUCAGCCCGUUAGCCUGUCAGCCCGUUAGCCUGUUAGCCUGUUAGCCCGUUAGCCUGUUAGCCUGUUAGCCUGUCAGCCCGUUAGCCUGUCAGCCCGUUAGCCUGUUAGCCUGUUAGCCCGUUAGCCUGUUAGCCUGUCAGCCCGUUAGCCUGUUAGCCUGUUAGCUUGGGGAAAGUCGACGGGAGAAGUUUGGGAGUUUGAGCGGUGAGUCACGGCGGGCUAGCAGCUCCAGGCUAACCCCAGCACACUGAACCAUGUCCGGGUCCGACUUCAGGACCGACUUCCUCUACCACCUGCCCGCCGCCGUCAUGUGCGAGUUCUGCCGGGUGAUGGACGGACUGACGGACCGGGACUGGAGCCGCUUCGCCUCCGAGGUCCUCACUGACCAGACUGACGUGCGAUUGGCUGAGAGGAGGGAGAGGCGGACCGACUGGGUGAUGAACCAAUGGCAGAGCAGGAACGGGCGUGUGGGCGAGCUGCUCGACCUGCUGGAGCGUCUGCAGCUGCUGCGACCGCGAGACCUCAUCCUGAGCUGCAGCUCCAGUGCGAAGCCUUCCUCCUCUCCUCCUCCUCUUCCUCCCCCAUCCCUCCCCCCUCCUGUCUCUCUCUCUUUGUUUGACCCUCCUCCCAAACCCAGUGACACCCCCACACUGCCCAGCAACAACGGAGGAGGAGGAGGAGGAGAGGGAGGAGUCAGGCCCCUCCCCAAACCAGGACCGCCCCCCUCCAGCCUGCACACGAGAAAUCACCACCAGGCUCCUGUGGUUUCCGGCGGGGUGAUGUGCUGGUCCUAUGAAGAGGUGCAUGCUGGGACGGAGGGUUUCUCCCCCACCCUGCAGGUGGGGCAGGGGGGGUUUGGCGUGGUGUACCGAGCCCGCAUCAGGAACACGCCGCUCGCCGUCAAGAGGCUCAAACAGGACUCUCCGUUAGACUGGACGCUGGUGAGGCAGAGCUUCAGGACAGAGGUUGAAAAACUCUCACAGUUCAGGCAUCCCAACAUUGUGGAGUUGUUGGGUUUCUGUGAGUCAGCAGGAUGUUUCUGCAUCAUCUACAACUUCAUGGAGAACAGAUCACUGGAGGACCAGCUGCACGCGGUGGACAGCACCCUCUCCUGGCAGCAGAGGGUGGGCGUGGUCGAAGGAGCGAGCCGAGCGCUACAGUUCCUGCACGCCCCCCCCCAGAACCAGCCCCCCCUGAUCCACGGAGACGUCAAGAGCUCCAACAUCCUGCUGGACCGCCACCUGGAGGCCAAGCUGGCAGAUUUCGGUCUGGCUCGGGUCGGCCGCCCGUCCUCCGGCCGCUCCGCCACCCGGACGGCGUCCGUCGGCAGGACGGCCACGGUGAGAGGGACGCUGGCCUACCUGCCCGACGAAUACGUCGACAACGGAGAGCUGGGACCCGCCGUCGACGUCUACAGCUUUGGAGUGGUCUUGUUGGAGGUGCUGACUGGUCGCCGAGCCCUGGAGAUAGAGAAGUCAUCCAAAGCCAUAUACCUGAAGGACCUGGUAUUGGAGCAGGACGACGCUGAUCCGGACUGGAGGAGCCACCUGGACUGCAGGCUGAACCCAGGUGGCGCUGCAGAGCCUGCAGGCUGCAUGGAUCUGGCUGCUCUGGCCUGCAGGUGUCUGAACAAGAGGAGGAAGAAGAGACCUGCCAUGACUGAGGUGUUUGACAAGCUGCAGGACAUCCACAACGUCUUGAAGAAAACCUCCAGCUGCUCCAGCACCUCCUUCUCUCCUCCCCUUCCUCCUCCUCCUCUUCAUCACCCCCCCCAGAGGUUCCCCAGACCCCCCCCGUCACUGCAGUCCAGCGUGGAGGCUCUGUCUCGGCAGAUGUCCCGACUGGGACCUCUGGAGGAUACCUACCAGCCCCUUCCCUCCUCCCUCUCCUCCUCCCCCUCCUUCAUUCCUCCUCACCCGCUCCACUCCUCCUCCUCCCUCCCCCCCACCUCCUCCUCCCUCACUUCCCCUGCAUCCUCCUGUUCUCUGUCAUUCGUCGGUCCGUGUGAGAGUGAUGAGAGUCAGGGUUUCUCCCAGUACUGCAGCCCCUCCCAGCCCUGUGGAGCCUCUGGGAAACAGUUCCCCUCUCCCAGUCAGGCCAACGGGACCAGUCCCAGCUCUGCAUCUCCACCCAGCUCACACCAGUUCACCCAGCACGCCCCCCCUCAGCCCGCAGAGGCCCAGUGCGGCUUCCCUCCCCGAGACACUGACAGGAGAAUGGCACCCUCUGUGUCUGCUGGGAGCCUCACAGGGGCCCCAGUGGGACCAGCAAGGGCCCAUGGGGUAAUACAGGGGCCAGACACAGGGGGGCGGAGCCGAGCAGAGCCCGGAGCUGAGGGAAACCCCAUGACCCAAACUGGGAACCACCACAGGAGCCACCAAGGGACCUUCCAGGGUUCCUGUCUUGGACCCGGCUCCUGCCCUGCUGCCCACCAAGGGGCCCACCCAGUAGACCACCCCGGGGCCCCCCCAGGGGCCAGGCAGGGGACAGGCGGGACUCCAGGAGCCUAUGAUGUCCCAGAAGACCCCUCGCCUGCAGGGUCACUGCGGUCCUCGUCACCAGGACCCCCAGUCCAGAUGAAUCCCUGUAAGCAGCGAUUCCUGAUGAAGAAGACUCUGUAUGAGGAAGGCAGGAUCCAAACCCCUGAGCUGCUCUCCUCUGACGACCUCUAUGCAGAGAGCAGAGGACCAGAGGAGAGCGACGAGCUGGACUUCCUGCCUGCUCAGAUCACACCUGACUGACUGAUCCACCUGCUGCUUCAGCCAAACCUUCAUCAUUUACAUCUCCGCCCUGGUUCCUCUGCAGGUUCCACAGUGUUCCUCUCCUUCACGUUCCUCUGCUCUCCUCCCAGAGCGAGCAGUGGGCUUUCAGAGCUGCCACAUCACUCCUCCUCCCUUUCCUCCAUUCAUUCCACUACGAUAUGAACAUGAACUUUCAGAGCCUUCACACUUUCUUCACUCCAGUUUUCCAUCAGUGGAGUAAAGUCCUCAGAGUCUCUGGGACGGAGCUUUAAAUCUUUAAGAUCCACAACAUUUCAGUCAGUUCUCAUGUUUGGAUCACAGCUGUCUGUCACAGAAACACCCCCACUACACUAGAACCCACUUUCACCACCUCACAGUUACAAACUUCAUUAUGAUACCACACACACACACACACACACACACAGACACAUACCCACACACACACACACACAGACACAGACACAUACCCACACACACGUAAUCCCAGACAGUCGCUGUGUUUCAUGAUCAUAUCGGUACGCAAUAUGUGAAUGAUAUUCAUUCAUUUCUAUAUGUGAUAUUAAUAACAUUUUGUUACUUGUCAGUGCCUUUAUACAGUUAUAAAAUACAGUAUUUAAACAUGUG
This is a messenger RNA of Myripristis murdjan (pinecone soldierfish), 3537 nucleotides long. RefSeq names its product interleukin-1 receptor-associated kinase 1 (gene irak1). NCBI's taxonomy places the organism in Eukaryota, Metazoa, Chordata, Actinopteri, Holocentriformes, Holocentridae. Gene Ontology annotation, cellular component: plasma membrane. The record is from RefSeq and is a predicted model, not a curated record. Gene Ontology annotation, biological process: protein phosphorylation; signal transduction. Bases 427 to 2913 code for a protein of 828 amino acids. The transcript is spliced from 15 exons. Gene Ontology annotation, molecular function: ATP binding; protein binding; protein kinase activity.